Carica papaya (papaya) is the source of this 588-nucleotide messenger RNA. RefSeq names its product putative 2' cyclic ADP-D-ribose synthase BdTIR. Gene Ontology annotation, biological process: signal transduction. The record is from RefSeq and is a predicted model, not a curated record. NCBI's taxonomy places the organism in Eukaryota, Viridiplantae, Streptophyta, Magnoliopsida, Brassicales, Caricaceae.
AUGCAGCGUUUUCUUCAGUUAUCUGCAAACAGCUUGAAGAGAAGGUCGUGUGAUGUGUUCAUCAACCAUCGAUGCGUAGAUACAAGAAGAACCAUUUCAGGAUUGCUGUAUGAUCAUUUGCAUCGUCUGGGUCUAAACCCUUUUCUGGAUACCAAGACCAUGAAGCCUGGAGAUAAGCUCUUUAACGAAAUUGAUUCCGCCAUUAUCAACUGCAAGCUUGGAAUCUCUGUGUUUUCGCCUAACUAUUGUGAUUCUUACUUCUGUCUCCAUGAGCUCGCGCUUCUCAUGGAAUCCAAGAAGAAAGUUAUUCCGAUCUUCUGCGAUGUCAAGCCGUCGGAAUUGUCCGUCCGGGACGACGGAACUUGCAGUGCGGAUGACCUCCGGAGGUUUACCUGGGCUCUGGAACAGGCUAAAUACACCGUCGGAGUCACAUUUGAUACUUCUCAAGGGGAUUGGGCGAAUUUCUUGGCUACAACUACGGAUGCAGUGACAAGAAAUUUCUUGGAGCUUCACGGAAUGAAAGCCGAAAGGAACAAGAUUUUUCUUAUUCGGAAAUUAGAUCAUUUCCUGCAUUCAUCAAGGAAAUGA